UAAUGAUUAUUGAUGGUUGCCUGAGAGCUGGCCGCCACGGUCACGUGUGAACAUACGGUGUCCGCGGGGUUAUAGGGGGGUUAACUCCAACUCCUAUUAUAAAGGCCAUCUGACACGCCUGGCUUACAUUAUAUCAACUCAUUUGAUACACACCACUUUAAUCUUUCCAUGCAUAUAUAUGUUGGCAUGUUAUUAUGGCUCGCGUCAAGCAACUUAAAAAUCCCCACCGCCCACACCACAGGCGAACAAGCUGGACGCGAUUCCACCUGCCGCUUGGCCGGGAUUGGCCCGCGUGGUCGAACAACCACCAGGAUGAGCGCCGCGGUCCCCUGGUAGGCGUGGAAGGAUGUGAGAAGGUCUGGAUGGGGAGGAAGGUGGAUGAUCCUGAGGAAGCUGCUUUGAUCAUUCUUUGGCAUACAGAGGACGCCUUAAAAAGCUUCCAAGCCACCCCCGCCUGCGCCGAGUUUCUACGUGGCCUACCCGAGACCGCCGACGUGCUACCCUCCUCCUCCGUCACGUCUGCCGGCGCAUCACUCCAGGAUCUAUCUCUAGACAGCGCCUCAGUAACCUCAGCACCACCACCACCACCACCACCAUCGUCAUCAUCAUCGUCCAGGUUCCUCAUCUUCCAAUGGCACUCCCCCUAUCGAUUCGAGGAGAACCUCAAGGGCCGCAUCACGCUCACCGCGCUCGAGCUGCCGUGCACCACCGGCACCGGCACGGGAACCGGGGACGCCGCCGUUCCCGAAGAGUGGCGCAAAGCCGUGCACGACGCGGUCGACGGGUUCAUGCCCAGGGGCUGCGAGGACAUCCGCAGCGCCUGGAACGCGCGCAUGCAGUUUUGGACUGCGUGGGCGUGGGCCGACGACGAUCUAACGCACCUGCGACGGCGGGCGGCGAUGACGAAGGGGGCUGUGGAAGAGGGGGGCGAGGAGCAGGGGAAGGCAAACACGAGCGCCCGCCGCGCAUUCAUGUGCCAGUUCCGCCGCUGGAACGGCUACAGCAACGCGACGCCCGAGCGGGAAUCCGCUGCGGCCGCUAGCGAGCUGGCGCGGGAGUCGUGGGCCCGGAGGGUGGCGACGGUGAUGCCGCCCGUCACGGACUGGGAGCAGGAGCGUUGGGAUAUUCAGGUGGUGCCGCGGUAUGAGCCACCUCUGCCUGAGAGAUGUGGGGAUCCUGAGGAGGAGGAUCCAGAGUAUGAGAGGAAGAUGAGGGAGUUCUUUGACGAGGAUUCAGGAGAGGAGGAGGAUAAGUAGGGGAGCGAUUUAGGUAUGGAUCUUGGGUAUAGUGUCUACUGUAUCGAUGGUGCUUGGAGUAAUACCACUACUUGAUGUCUUUUAGGUAGAGGUAGGUAGGCAUUUAUCAUCCUGGGGGUUUUCCCUUGAUUCAUGAUUUUUCAGGGGCUUGAUGAUUUCCAAGUUCACAUGAUUUGGUGAGCAGCAUGGUAUAUACACGAUCCAAAGCACACAUAUCAUAACUU
Hypoxylon fragiforme is the source of this 1480-nucleotide messenger RNA. RefSeq lists its product as uncharacterized. The record is from RefSeq and is a predicted model, not a curated record. Bases 195 to 1256 code for a protein of 353 amino acids. NCBI's taxonomy places the organism in Eukaryota, Fungi, Ascomycota, Sordariomycetes, Xylariales, Hypoxylaceae. The transcript is spliced from 2 exons.